AUGCAUAAACGAAAAGAAGAACAGACAAUUGAACAUUUUGCAACUGAAUUAAAACUAAAAGCUAUUAGUUGUGAGUAUGGGGAACUAGAAGAGUCCAUAAUACGGGACCAGCUAGUGUUGAAUGUCGGAGACCAAGGAUUGCAAGAGAGAUUAAUUAGUAUUCCAGAUAUGAAGCUUGAUAAAGCAAUAUUACUGAUAAAUCAGGUCGAGAAGACUAAAGAGCAGGUCCGACAAAUGAAUAAUGAAAAUAAAGCGGAAGUUGAUGUAAUUCAAUAUGGAAACAGACAAAAGAACUUCUCGAAGAAGAAAAAUAAUUAUUCAAAAUCGAGUUGGCAUGGAAAAACAAGUGAAAACCAAACACCCAGGUCAGAAACGAGUAACUCCAGUAAGUUAUAUGACUGUAUAAAAUGUGGAACAGAACAUGAACAAUUUAAAUUCCCCGCCUUUGGAUUAAGAUGUAAGAUUUGCGGCCGAAAAAAUCAUUUUGCAGCUGGUUGUUUUAGUAAAACAAAAUAUCUAAAAGUCCAAAUGGUCAUGCAAAGUGAAGAUUCAGAAACAGAUGAAGAAUCAGGUAUUCAUCACUUGGUGGGAAUAAAUUAA
Molecule: messenger RNA, 600 nt
Organism: Macrosiphum euphorbiae (potato aphid)
Lineage: Eukaryota; Metazoa; Arthropoda; Insecta; Hemiptera; Aphididae
Source: the annotation of a GenBank genome assembly